Messenger RNA from Salvelinus sp. IW2-2015, 573 nucleotides. It is a transcript of the gene vox, whose product is annotated as ventral homeobox. Gene Ontology annotation, molecular function: RNA polymerase II cis-regulatory region sequence-specific DNA binding; DNA-binding transcription factor activity, RNA polymerase II-specific. The record is from RefSeq and is a predicted model, not a curated record. Gene Ontology annotation, cellular component: nucleus. Lineage: Eukaryota; Metazoa; Chordata; Actinopteri; Salmoniformes; Salmonidae. Gene Ontology annotation, biological process: brain development; neuron differentiation; central nervous system development.
AUUCUCUGACCCUCCUUAGAUAGUAUGCUGACCAACACAGGGCUCCUAGAAGCAAACAUGGUCAAGGUCUUCUCUGUAGACUGGCUCGCACAGAGCAAUCACAACACCAACCCGAAAGAAGGACCUGUGGAUACUAUACCAACCUACUUCAGACCCCAUGUUCCUUGUAUGGUCCAGCCUCAACCGCCAACAUUUUAUAACAAGGUCUACCUCCAACCAAAACCAAAGACCACGAGGGUUGAACUCACGGAUUCCACUGAAGAACCCCAAAAUCUAGAAUCCAGGUUGAGCUCACCUCUGCAUCCGAUAACAUGCUCUUCCCCAAGUCUUUCAGAAAAAAGCGGGUACACCUCGGGGUAUGACAGUGAGGCUGCCUCCUCGGAAUGUCCCUCUGUGGAAGAGGCGAGCGAGGGAGAGAGAGACGGGGGCCAACGACGUGUGCGUACUAGGUUCACACCGGAGCAGAUAGAAAAGCUGGAGAAGAUUUUCACCAAGCACAAAUAUCCAGAUGCUGGAGAAAGAGUCAAAACGGCACUGAAGUUGAACCUCUCMGAAACUCAGGUAAGAAAAUAA